AUCCUCGGGCUAAACGCGGCCCGUAGUCAAAAUGGCGGCGUGGGCGUCAGCCACCUCCUGCCCUUUUCCAUCAUGGCGGCGGCCUGACCCGCCUCCCCAGGCGCUGGAGUCAUAUGACCCACACAAUGGCUGUGAGCCCACGGGAGGCUUCCCGGCAACGCCGAAUCCAAGACAUGACAGCCGCCGCGGGUUCGGCGGGCCGCGCCGCGGUGCCUCUGCUGCUGUGCGCGCUGCUGGCGCCCGGCGGCGCGUACGUGCUGGACGACUCCGACGGGCUGGGCCUGGAGUUCGACGGCAUCGGCGCGAUCAGCGGCGGCGGGGCAACCUCCCGAUUUUUAGUCAGUUACCCAGAGCCCUUUCGUUCUGAAAUAUUGGAUUAUCUCUUUAAGCCAAAUUUUGGUGCCUCUUUGCAUAUUCUGAAAGUGGAAAUAGGCGGUGAUGGGCAAACAACAGAUGGAACUGAGCCCUCUCACAUGCACUACACAUUAGAUGAGAAUUAUUUUCGAGGCUAUGAGUGGUGGUUAAUGAAGGAAGCUAAGAAGAGGAACCCUGAUAUUAUACUUAUGGGAUUGCCAUGGUCAUUCCCUGGAUGGCUGGGCAAAGGCUUAAACUGGCCUUACAAAAAUAUUCAGCUGACUGCCUACUAUAUCGUGAGCUGGAUUGUGGGUGCCAAGCGUUACCAUAAUUUAGACAUUGAUUAUAUUGGAAUUUGGAAUGAAAGGUCAUUUGAUGUCAAUUAUAUCAAGGUAUUAAGAAGGAUGCUGAACUACCAGGGUUUCCAGCAAGUGAAAAUCAUAGCAAGUGAUAAUCUUUGGGAGCCUAUUUCUUCUUCUAUGCUGUUUGACCCUGAACUCUUGAAGGUGAUUGAUGUAAUAGGGGCUCAUUAUCCUGGAACCCUUUCAGCACACAAUGCACAGUUGACUGGGAAGAAACUUUGGUCUUCUGAAGAUUUUAGUACAUUAAACAGUGAUGUGGGCGCAGGCUGUUGGGCUCGAAUAUUAAAUCAGAAUUAUAUUAAUGGCUAUAUGACUUCGACAAUCGCUUGGAAUUUGGUGGCUAGUUACUAUGAGGAAUUGCCUUAUGGCCGAUGUGGACUGAUGACUGCCCAGGAGCCGUGGAGUGGGCACUAUGUAGUGGAAUCUCCCAUUUGGGUGUCAGCACAUACAUCUCAGUUUACUCAACCAGGUUGGUACUACUUGAAGACAGUUGGCCAUUUAAAAGAAGGAGGAAGCUAUGUAGCUCUGACUGAUGGCUUAGGUAACCUCACCAUCAUCAUUGAAACUAUGAGUCACAAACAUUCUAUGUGUAUCCGGCCAUUUCUUCCCUAUUACAAUGUAUCACAACAAUUGGCUACCUUUUUUCUUCAGGGAACUCUUAGUGAUAUACCAGAGCUACAGGUGUGGUAUACUAAGCUUGGAAUACCAUCUGAGAGAUUCCUUUUUAAACGACUGGAUUCUAUAUGGCUCCUUGACAGUGGUGGCACUUUCACAUUGGAACUGCAAGAGGAUGAGAUAUUCACGCUCACCACUCUCACCACAGGUCGGAAAGGCCAGUUCCCAUUUCCUCCCAAAUCCCGGCCCUUCCCAUCUAUCUAUGAUGAUGAUUUCAAUGUUGAGUACCCAUUUUUUAGUGAAGCUCCAUUUUUUGCUGAUCAGACGGGUAUAUUUGAAUACUACAUGAACACUGAAGACCCAGGAGAGCAUCAGUUCACUCUACGACAAGUUCUCAAUCAACGCCCGAUUACUUGGGCUGCUGAUGCUUUCAGUCCAAUCAGCAUUAUAGGAGAUUACCAAUGGACCAAUCUCACUAUUGAGUGUGAUGUUUACAUAGAGACUCCAGAGAAGGGAGGUGUAUUCAUUGCAGGAAGAGUAAACAAAGGUGGUAUUUUGGUCAGAAGUGCCACAGGAGUUUUCUUCUGGAUUUUUGCAAGUGGAUUUUACAGACUUACAGCUGAUCUAGCUGGGUGGAUGAUGUAUACUUCAGGACAUGCUGAAAUUAGAGCACAAGAAUGGUAUACACUCACCUUAAUAAUUAAGGGUCCUCUUUCCUCUGGCAUGUUGAAUGGCCAAUUUUUGUGGAAAAAUGUCCCGGUACAUUACCCAAGGAAUGGCUGGGCAGCGAUUGGAACUCACUCCUUUGAAUUUGCACAGUUUGACAACUUUCAUGUGGAAGCUGAACAUUAGUUCAUACAGAGCAUGAUUUGGAUUUUGGAUUUUCUUCUUUUUGAUUUUGGUUCCAGAGCUAAUCAUUGUUUCGGUGGACCAACGUGUAAGCCCUUUGAGGCUAAACUGAUGGAGACUAAGUGGGGAGAGAGAUACAAAUUUUUGCUUGAUCUGGUGAAAAUUUUUUAUUAGAAAUAAUUCCAACAGGAAUGUAAGCAAAUCUUCGGCAUUUUCUGAUGGUUCAGAUCAUGAAGCCUUGGUGCUGAUACUGAGGCAGCUCUCUUCAUCUCAUUUUCAAGUGAUCAUCCAGAUGGCCAGGACUCUGUAACCACGGAGAUAUAUUGGAGUGCCAAUCAUAUGUACAAGUAUGCUGAUCAUCAUAAGAUGACGCUCUGUGAAAGAAGCUGAAGGCCACUUGAGCAUGCGGUCGUCACUCCCAGAAGUACUUCUUUCUCUGUCUUCUUUGGAAAGGAGAUACUUUGGAAUUGCAGAAUAUGAUGAGUGGGAUGAUUU
This is a messenger RNA of Dipodomys spectabilis (banner-tailed kangaroo rat), 2675 nucleotides long. It is a transcript of the gene Galc, whose product is annotated as galactosylceramidase. Gene Ontology annotation, molecular function: galactosylceramidase activity. Gene Ontology annotation, biological process: galactosylceramide catabolic process. The record is from RefSeq and is a predicted model, not a curated record. NCBI's taxonomy places the organism in Eukaryota, Metazoa, Chordata, Mammalia, Rodentia, Heteromyidae. The transcript has 17 exons. Bases 114 to 2183 code for a protein of 689 amino acids. Gene Ontology annotation, cellular component: lysosome.